CAAGAUUUGAGUGACAAGUGCUUGGAUAUAUUAAAUUUAUUGGUUUUAUUUGUGUUUUCUACUUAUUUGUGUACAAGCGCAGAAAAGUGCAAUGGAAAUUGCUCAAAAUUAUAUGGGUCCUCACGCCACCCAGACCAUGAUCAGGAUCAACGAAAACGCGAACGUGGUUGGAACCAUUAUUGUUAAUCGCGAAGGAUUCCCAGAGACCACAACACUGGACAGCUUAACAGCCGCCACCUACUCUACGCACAUGAGGAGUCUAUCGAACUACGCGCAGAACGCGAUUAAGGAAGUGGAUGUGCUAGACGAGCUGGUAGUCCUCAGGAUGGUCUCCAAGAAGUCCGAGGCAGUGGUGGUGCCUGACGACGAGUUCCACAUCAUCGUCGUCAUGAGGAAAUCUUAACUCGAGGAGUAGGAGACAAGUAACCGCACCAUAGUUGACAUUUGGCUAAAGUGUUGCUGAACUUGAUAGCGAUCCCACUAUAACAUCUGACAUUUCUGUAAACUGGUGGUAUUCGUAGGUACUAGGUACGAAGCACGAACAGGUUUAGAUUUCAUGUUGAAGGUAAUCUUUUAAAUCUUCUUUGGAGUUUUAUUUGGUCGACUCUUGUUUGUUAGU
Molecule: messenger RNA, 619 nt
Organism: Leguminivora glycinivorella
Lineage: Eukaryota; Metazoa; Arthropoda; Insecta; Lepidoptera; Tortricidae
Product: dynein light chain roadblock-type 2-like
Exons: 4
Coding region: 92-403 (103 amino acids)
Biological process (GO): microtubule-based movement
Cellular component (GO): cytoplasmic dynein complex; cytoplasm
Molecular function (GO): dynein intermediate chain binding
Source: RefSeq, a predicted model, not a curated record